CUAGCUGCAAGCUUCAAAAGCUCUCAGUUUUCAAAUAUCCCAGAUGUAGCCUGAAGUUAGCUAAACCGACAGCUUUGGCAUCUCUAUCGGCCGAUUCCAUAGUAUUAUAGUUUAUUAUUUUAAAUUAUUUUGUAAGUAUUUUGUCAUGGACUUCGAUAGUCCGGAGGAAAUUCAGGAGUUUCCCGGCCUCUACGCCUCCGAGGCGGCCGAUGCCAGGUCGAAGAAGAGCAAGGAGGAGAGCGACUUGGAGGAUCACGACCACAGCAAAAAGGACCUGUUGAUUGGCCGGCGCAAGGACAAGAAGGAGAAGGGCAAGGACCGGGGCUACGCCGCCCUGGAGGGCGAGAGCUCACCCGAGGAGGAGCUGGACACCAAGAGCCCCUCAAAGUCCAAGAAGUCCAAGACCUUCAAGUUCACCAGCUCCAAGAGCAAGGAAAAGCGUGAAAAGUCUCGUGACAAGGAGAAGUCCGAGCGGGAGACCAAGCACGUCGAGGAGGAGCAACCAGGCAAGGAGCACAAGGUUAAGGAGAAGGACAGGGAUAAAGAGAAAGAAAAAGAAAAGGAGCGCGAGGAACAGAAGAAAAAGGACAAGAAGGACAAGGGCGACAAGAAGGACAAGGCCGAGAAAAAGGACAAAAAGGACAAGAAGACCAAACAGCUGUCGCAACAGCAGGACGAAGCAGAGGCAGAGGAGGUACUGGCCCUGGGCUAUCCCGUCUUUGGGGUUUCUGUUAGCCUAGCCACCGAGCGCUCCCGUUGUCAUGACGGCGUGGACCUGCCACUGGUGGUGCGCGACUGCAUCGACUACCUGCAGAAUCACCUGAAGUGCGAGCAGAUAUACAAGAUUGAGCCCAUCAAGACGCGUCUGAUGCACUUUAAACGGUUGUACAACAACCGGGAGCACGAUGCCGCCGUUGAUGAGCUCAAUUUGCCCACCGCCUGCAGUCUGCUGAAGCUCUUCCUGCGCGAGUUGCCAGAGCCGGUGCUAACCACUGAUCUGGUUGCCCGCUUCGAGGAGGUGGCCUCGCAUCCGAAGGUCACCGAGCAGCAGGCAGAGCUGCAGCAGCUGCUCGAGCAAUUGCCCAAGUGCAACCGCACUCUGUUGGCGUGGGUGCUGCUCCACUUCGACGCGGUGAUCCAGCAAGAGCGGUACAACAAGCUCAACGCCCAGUCGCUGGCCAUGCUACUCAGUCCGACGCUCCAGAUGUCUCACCGGCUGAUGGUCGCCCUCCUCUGCCACUGCAACAGUCUGUUCGCGGGCGUCAAGCUGAUAAAGUAUGUGCCCCCCUUGACAUCGGCCAGUCCAAAGCUUCCCGAUCGCCCGGAAGAAAUCCACACGGAGUUGCGAAAGCAGGACAGCCUUUUGGCUCAAAUCCACAGCGAGAUGAACGCCGGUUUCAUCACCAAAAAGCGAGAGGAGCAGCUCUGGGAGGUGCAGCGUAUUAUCACUCAGCUAAAACGCAAGUUGCGUACCUUUGAGAAGAAGCAGGGAAAGUCGGCGGAUGACAUAGACAACAGCAGCAUGCCGCGACCCGAGCCGGAUGGCGAGGACAGAACCGAUUCCAAGCCACCCCCAGCAGCUCCUUCCGUAGUUGCUCCUGCUACCAACAGUAUUCCCUCCGAGGAGCCCUCGAAUCCCAGCCCCAGCGACUUUACCAUAGACCCCUCUACUGGCUUCAUCGUGUUGCCCAGAUCGAAUCCUCACCGUGAAACUUUACUACGAUUGCAGAUCGAAUACGAUGAGCUGAUGGAUUGGGAGAACGAGCUCAAGGCUCGCAUUUUGGCUGAACGGAAUGAGUGCUACAGGCUGAAGCAAUUGUGCGAGCAGCAGCAGGCACUUAGCAUCCAAGCAUCGGCAACGGGCGUGGAGCCAAUGCCUCCGGCAGAGGGAGAUUAUGAGCGUAUAAUCGAGCACUACACACGGGAGAACGCGCUGCUUGAGCACAAGAAGCAGAUGCUUGGAAUGGAGCUGAAGGAGGAACGGCGGGCCUGCAUAGCCCUGCAGGUGGAACUGCGACUUAAGCAGUUUUAAUUUGGUAAAACUUAACAAGAAUGGGUCGAUUUUUAGAGAACUCAAAGCUCAAAUAAUUUUGAAAAGGACAACAACGACUAUUUCGGCCAUCUGCUAAUUUUAUCUCCAUCAGCUUUUGGUGGACUUAAAACUUGCUGACAAAUUCUUUUGAAUAACCUAAAGGGUCAAACGUGAGGAUGUGAGAUAUUAAAUAUCGAAAUAAUGAACAAACUAUUUAAAUGUUGAAUAAAUAUUAGAUAAAGAGUA
Drosophila serrata is the source of this 2278-nucleotide messenger RNA. It is a transcript of the gene Rlip, whose product is annotated as Ral interacting protein. Gene Ontology annotation, biological process: small GTPase-mediated signal transduction. Gene Ontology annotation, molecular function: GTPase activator activity; small GTPase binding. The record is from RefSeq and is a predicted model, not a curated record. Lineage: Eukaryota; Metazoa; Arthropoda; Insecta; Diptera; Drosophilidae.